AUGUCCCAGGUGGGCAGCAUGGAGGUUUUCAAACCGGAGAUGCUAACGUUCAACCUCUGGGACUACGGAGUAUUUGGUCUGAUGCUCCUGAUCUCCACGGGGAUCGGGCUUUUCUACGCCCUCUGCAAAGGCGGGCAGAAGACCAGCGACGACUUCUUCACGGGGGGGCGCCAGAUGUCGGCCGUGCCUGUGGGGCUCUCGCUCUCCGCCAGCUUCAUGUCGGCCAUCCAGGUGCUGGGUGUGCCCGCGGAGGCCUACCGCUAUGGCAUAAAGUUCCUGUGGAUGUGCCUGGGGCAGCUGCUCAACACCCUGCUGACUGCCUACCUCUUCCUGCCCGUCUUCUACCGCCUGGGGCUGACCAGCACCUACGAGUACCUGGAGCUGAGAUUCAGCAGGAAGGUUCGUCUGUGCGGGACCAUCCAGUACGUCAUUGCCACGAUGCUGUACACGGGGAUAGUCAUCUACGCCCCAGCGCUGAUCCUCAACCAAGUGACAGGGCUGGAUAUCUGGGCGUCUCUUCUCUCCACUGGAGCCAUCUGCACCUUCUACACCACCAUAGGUGGGAUGAAGGCCGUCAUCUGGACAGAUGUGUUCCAGGUGUUGGUGAUGCUCUCUGGAUUCAUCGCCAUCUUGAUCCAGGGGACGCUGCUGGUGGGCGGCCCCAGCGCAGCCCUGGAGAUCGCGUCCAACCACUCCAGGGUCAACCUGGCUGACUUCAACCCAGACCCCAGGAGCCGCUACACCUUCUGGACCUUCACCUUUGGGGGCACCCUGGUGUGGCUCUCCAUGUACGGCGUGAACCAGGCCCAGGUCCAGCGCUACGUGGCCUGCAAGACGGAGAAUGAGGCAAAACUUGCUCUGCUGGUCAAUCAAGUGGGCCUCUUCUUCAUCGUCUCCAGCGCGGUGGGCUGUGGCAUUGUGAUGUUUGUGCUCUACAAGGACUGCGAUCCCCUCCUGGCCGGAUACAUCUCUGCCCCCGACCAGUACAUGCCUUACAUGGUCCUGGAUAUCUUUGAGAAGUACCCGGGCGUGCCCGGUCUCUUCCUGGCUUGUGCAUACAGCGGGACCCUCAGCACGGCGUCCACCAGCAUCAACGCCAUGGCCGCCGUCACCGUGGAAGACCUGGUCAAGCCCAACAUGCCCUCCCUGUCGCCGCGGAAACUCACCCUCAUCUCCAAGGGACUCUCGUUAAUCUACGGCACCUCGUGCAUCACGGUGGCUGCCUUGUCUUCCCUGCUGGGAGGCGGUGUGCUGCAGGGUUCCUUCACCGUCAUGGGAGUGAUGAGCGGCCCUCUGCUUGGAGCCUUCAUCCUUGGGAUGUUCAUACCCGCCUGCAACACAGUCGGGGUUUUUGCAGGCUUGGGGGCUGGUUUUGUCCUCUCCUUCUGGGUGGCCGUGGGGGGCACUAUCUACCCACCCAGUGAGGACACCAUGGGAGUGCUGCCCUACUACGGAGACUUGUGCCCGCUCUACAAUGCUACCGAGGGGAUCAACAGCACCAUCGUCCUGGGACCCCUGCCUCCGCGGAACGUCUCUGUGCCCCUGGAGAGGCCGGCCAUUGCCGAUGACUUCUACGCCAUGUCCUACCUCUACUAUGGGGCUUUGGGGACGCUGUGCACCGUGGUGGUGGGGGUGCUGAUAAGUUACCUGACAGGUCCUACCAAGAGGAGCCAGAUGCCCCGGGGAGUGCUCUGGUGGGACAUUAUCAAGGAGACGUCUUUGCCAGAGGGCGGGAAAAACCCCUUUGAGGACAGUCUGACCAAGGACUCGGAGGACUCCCCGACUCUGCAGGAGAAGCCGUUCAGCUCCUCCACGUUCCUGCUGGCAGGGCUCACGGGCAGCGAGGAGGCCGACCGGGCGCUGCUGGCGAAGCAGGCGGAGGCGGGCGCCUCCUCGCAGUGCGACUCCGAGGAGUUCCUCUGGCUCUGCCACCCUGUCGACACCGGCUGCUGCCACCUGCUGCGAGAGACCAACGUCUAG
Messenger RNA from Emys orbicularis (European pond turtle), 1980 nucleotides. RefSeq names its product solute carrier family 5 member 5 (gene SLC5A5). Gene Ontology annotation, molecular function: sodium:iodide symporter activity. Gene Ontology annotation, cellular component: membrane; extracellular exosome. Gene Ontology annotation, biological process: iodide transmembrane transport; thyroid hormone generation; sodium ion transport. The record is from RefSeq and is a predicted model, not a curated record. Lineage: Eukaryota; Metazoa; Chordata; Testudines; Emydidae. The transcript has 15 exons. The coding region runs from base 1 to 1980 and encodes 659 amino acids.